This is a messenger RNA of Psammomys obesus (fat sand rat), 4316 nucleotides long. RefSeq names its product fibulin 2 (gene Fbln2). The transcript is spliced from 18 exons. The record is from RefSeq and is a predicted model, not a curated record. Gene Ontology annotation, cellular component: extracellular region. Lineage: Eukaryota; Metazoa; Chordata; Mammalia; Rodentia; Muridae. Gene Ontology annotation, molecular function: calcium ion binding. The coding region runs from base 96 to 3764 and encodes 1222 amino acids.
CGCGCCGCGCGCAACCGGGCUCUGAAUUCACCGACGGCAGUGUGCAGACCGACGGACGGCGGAAGGCGGAGCAGCGCACCUGGGCCUCUAGAGACAUGAUGCUGCUCCAGGAGCCCGCGGCAGUGUGGCUGGCACUGGCUCUGGUCACGACCCUGACUCCGAGCCCAGGCAUGGCAGUGCCGUGGCAGGACUGCACAGGUGCCAAGUGUCCACCGCUGGAGAACUGCAUCGAGGAGGCACUGGAGCCAGGAGCCUGCUGUGCUACCUGUGUGCAGCAGGGCUGUGCCUGCGAAGGCUACCAGUACUACGACUGCGUACAGGGAGGCUUUGUGGAUGGCCGUGUGCCAGCUGGCCAGUCCUACUUCGUGGACUUUGGCAGCACCGAGUGCUCCUGCCCUCCAGGCGGUGGCAAGAUCAGCUGUCAGUUUAUGCUGUGCCCCGAGCUGCCACCCAACUGCAUUGAGGCCAUGGUGGUAGCUGACAGCUGCCCACAGUGUGGCCAGGUGGGCUGUGUCCACACUGGCCGGAAGUACCCCGCCGGCCACACCGUCCACCUCUCACCCUGCCAGGCCUGCCACUGUCCUGAUGCUGGUGGUGAGCUCAUUUGCUACCAGCUUCCUGGUUGUAAUGGGAACUUCUCAGAUGCUGAGGAGGGUGACUCUGGGCGGCAGUAUGAAGACCCCUACAGCUAUGACCAGGAGGUGGCCGAGGCAGAAACCACUGUGGCCAUGGUGAGUGAGGUUCAGGCAGGUGCAGAGGGCCCCCCUGCUUCUCUGGGAGGUGGGAAUCUACCACCGUCAUCCAUUCGAGCAACCCUCUGGCCAGCUGCCCUCCCCAGACCCACGGCAGCUGCUGCCCUGGGUCCCCCAGCCCCUGUGCAAGCCAAAGCCAGAAGAGUGACAGAGGACAUGGAUGAGGAAGAGGAGGAAGACGUGGAAGAGAUAGUGGUCACUGAGCCACCAGCAGCAGGUGGUCCUGGGAGGCUGGACAGCUUGCCCACGAUAUCCCCAGCCAGACCUGGUCUCCCUGUCCAGGAAAAGGAGGCUGAAGCCAGGGCAGGGCCUGAAGAAAACCUUAUUCCUGAUGCCCAGGCCACUCCUCGCAGUGCUGUGCAGGAGGGUGCUGUACCCCUGCCUAGAUCGGGCCUGGCUGGUCUCAGCCCAUCUCUGGCCACAGACAGCCCUCGUGAGGACCCAGAGCAGUCCAGCAGUCAUCCCACUCUAUCCACACUGCCGCCUGACAGAGCCCAGGUCUCACCUUCCCCAGAGAUGCCUAAAGAAAUACCCCAGCGUCCGCAGUUGCUACCUCGAUCCCGAACAGAAGAGGACACAGACCCCAAUUCAGUACAUUCUGUCCCCAGAGGUGAUCCUGAUGCCUCCACCAAGGACCUGAUUGAGACAUGCUGUGCUGCCGGCCAGCAGUGGGCCAUUGACAAUGAUGAGUGCCAGGAGAUCCCCGAGAAUGGCGCCGAGAGUGACGUCUGCAGGAUAGCCCAGAAGCACUGCUGUGUCUCGUAUUUGAAGGAAAAGAGCUGUAUGGCUGGUGUCAUGGGGGCCAAAGAGGGCGAGACCUGUGGAGCAGAGGACAAUGAUACCUGCGGCGUCUCCCUGUACAAGCAAUGCUGUGACUGCUGUGGCCUGGGACUCCGAGUGCGGGCUGAGGGCCAGUCGUGCGAAUCCAACCCCAACCUGGGGUAUCCCUGCAACCAUGUCAUGCUCUCCUGCUGUGAAGGCGAAGAGCCCCUCAUAGUGCCUGAGGUCCGCCGGCCACCAGAGCCUGAGGCCGCCCCUCGAAGAGUUUCAGAGGCGGAGAUGGCAAGCCGGGAGGCCCUGUCACUCAGCACAGAGGCUGAACUACCCAAUAGCCUGCCAGGAGAUGACCAGGAUGAGUGCCUGCUGCUCCCUGGGGAGCUUUGCCAGCAUCUUUGCAUCAACACCGUGGGCUCCUACCGCUGUGCCUGCUUUCCUGGCUUCGAGCUGCAAGGCGAUGGUCGUACCUGCCGCCCAGAUGGAGGUGCCCCACAGCUGGACACUGCACGGCAGUCUGCACCAAGGUCCGAGUCUGCCCAGUUGCCUCCCAACACCAUCCCACUGCCUGUGCCACAGCCCAACACCUGCAAAGACAAUGGGCCCUGUCGGCAGGUGUGCCGUGUUGUUGGGGACACAGCCAUGUGCUCCUGCUUCCCUGGCUAUGCCAUCAUGGCAGACGGCGUGUCCUGUGAAGACCAAGACGAGUGCUUGAUGGGCACUCACGAUUGUAGCUGGCAACAGUUCUGUGUGAACACCCUGGGAUCCUUCUACUGUGUCAACCAUACAGUGCUGUGUGCAGAGGGCUAUAUCCUCAACGCACAUAGGAAGUGUGUGGACAUCAACGAGUGUGUGACGGACCUGCACACGUGCACCCGGGCCGAGCACUGUGUGAACACGCCAGGCUCCUUCCAGUGCUACAAGGCGCUGACCUGUGAUCCAGGCUACACCCUCACAGAUGGCCAGUGCACAGACGUGGAUGAGUGUGUGACAGGCACACACAACUGCCAGCCAGGCUUCUCAUGCCAGAACACCAAGGGCUCCUUCUACUGCCAGGCCCGGCAGCGUUGCAUGGAUGGCUUCUUGCAGGACCCUGAGGGCAACUGUGUGGACAUCAACGAAUGUACAUCAUUGCUGGAGCCUUGCCGCUCAGGAUUCAGCUGCAUCAACACGGUGGGCUCCUACACGUGUCAGAGGAACCCACUGGUCUGCAGGCGUGGUUACCAUGCCAACGAGGAUGGCUCUGAAUGUGUGGAUGUGAAUGAGUGUGAGACAGGUGUGCACCGCUGUGGCGAGGGCCAACUGUGCCACAACCUCCCCGGAUCCUACCGUUGUGACUGCAAGCCUGGCUUCCAGAGGGAUGCAUUCGGCAGGACCUGCAUUGAUGUGAACGAAUGCUGGGUCUCGCCGGGCCGCCUGUGCCAGCACACGUGUGAGAACACACCGGGCUCCUACCGCUGCUCCUGUGCUGCUGGCUUCCUUUUGGCAGCAGAUGGCAAGCAUUGUGAAGAUGUGAAUGAGUGUGAGACCCGGCGCUGCAGCCAGGAGUGCGCCAACAUCUAUGGAUCUUAUCAGUGCUAUUGCCGCCAGGGCUACCAGCUGGCAGAGGAUGGGCAUACCUGCACAGACAUUGAUGAGUGUGCACAGGGCGCCAGCAUUCUCUGCACCUUCCGCUGUGUCAACGUGCCCGGGAGCUACCAGUGCGCAUGCCCAGAGCAGGGCUACACUAUGAUGGCCAAUGGGAGGUCGUGCAAGGAUCUGGAUGAGUGUGCACUGGGCACCCACAACUGCUCUGAGGCUGAGACCUGUCACAACAUCCAGGGCAGUUUCCGCUGCCUGCGCUUUGAGUGUCCACCAAACUACGUCCGUGUCUCGGAAACGAAGUGUGAGCGCACCACAUGCCAGGAUAUCACGGAGUGUCAGACCUCGCCGGCUCGCAUCACACACUAUCAGCUCAAUUUCCAGACAGGCCUGCUCGUACCUGCGCAUAUCUUCCGCAUUGGCCCUGCUCCCGCCUUUGCCGGGGACACCAUCUCCCUGACCAUCACCAAGGGUAACGAGGAGGGCUACUUCGUCACACGCAGACUCAAUUCCUACACUGGCGUGGUGUCCCUGCAGCGGUCUGUCCUGGAGCCACGGGACUUUGCCCUGGAUGUGGAGAUGAAGCUGUGGCGGCAGGGCUCUGUCACUACCUUCCUGGCCAAGAUGUACAUCUUCUUCACCACCUUCGCCCCAUGAGGUGCCGCGUGAGACAGUCCCUCCAGGUGGCACCUGGGCCCAUGGGCCGCCGUGCCACUCCUGAGUGGCUGUUGCUGUGACUCUGUAACUUAACUUAAUCGUGCUGACCUGACCGGUCUUGGGUCUCUGCCCUGGAGGGAGGGAGAGUACCCCAACAGGUCGCCUGAGGCAGCAUGAUCACAUGCAGACUGGAAACAGCCAUAGGGGGCUUCUGAGCUCCACUCCUCGGAGUAUGGCUAAAGCUGACAUUCCAUUCCUGGUUCCACUGUUGUUUUUCAACUAAAAAGAAAAAGAAAAAAAAAAUCAGCUGUGCAUGCAGUACAGGUCUUUAAUCCCAGCACUGGGGAGGCAGAGGCAGGCAGAUCUCUUUGAGUUCCAGCCAUCCUGGUCUACACUGGGAGUUCUAGCAACAGGAGCUACACAAAGAGACCCUGUUUCAAAGAGGAAAAAAAAGAAAGAAAAUCACUUUAAAAGUUUUUUUUUCUUUUUCUUUUUGCUGUUUUGUUUUUUUAAUUGUAAGAAUAGUACAUAUACAUUAUUAAAAAUGAUCAA